UCUCCGUCGUUUCUUGGGCUCGGCAGCUGUAAUUGGCUGCGGUGAUGCUCGCACCUUAUUGGCUGUUUGCAGCUAGGUAACCGGAGAAAACAUUUGGGCACAAAUAUUUCGGAUUUGAUGUGCGGUACCGACCCGGGCUGAACUCUGUAUCAUGCACAGUAAAUCAAUGGGAAAUGAUAAAAAAAAGCAAUUUAAAUCCAAGCCAAACAGUGUGAAUGAAUUGGGAAACCAAAUAGAUUUUGAUGAGAAACACGAUGAAUAUUUAGUUUACUUACAACAAAAAAAUCGGGCAUUGAAUAGUUUCAGAACAAAGGAUCCUACACAAGUUAAGCUGGAACAUCUGGAGCAGGGAUUUUCUCUUUACAUAAAUGGAGCAAAUGCUGAUUUGAAGAAACAGUACAGCACCCAGGAUUUAGCCAGAGGAGGCUUAAAAACCCCCAAAGUCAAAGAUUAUGGAUUUGCUGUUCUUCCUGGGAGAAGGAAUCAUACUGCCCCUGGCCAAAUUCAAAGGAGAGUAUGGAUACAGAGCUCCAUCAACAUUAAAUCUGAAACUGGAUCACAGCUGCGUAUUGGGCCGAAUGUAAAGUACUCUGAGGAUUUUGAGACAGAUGAUGGUGAAGAUAAUGAUGAAAAGGAUGUGAAGUCUGGACGGCAUUGUGAAAGGGGAGAGACUUUUACAGAUUUAGGUGGAAAUGGCAAAGAAGGAAAAAAGAAGAGGCUGUUAUUGGAUGCUUGUGAUGUCAAGGCCUUACGAGAAAGUCUGGAGCAGAGUUUACAUCUACAACAUGGCAGCAGGGACAGUUCUGCUGAUGAGUCUGAUUCCAUUGAAGAAGAAAUUGAAGAUGAAACUCCAGAAGAGCCCAAAGCUUUAACCUCCACGAAGUCAAGACCUUUUGGUGCUGAACAUAAACACCUGCUUCCAGGGGACGUAGUUGUACUAGAAUUUAAUGGAACUGCUGUUGAAAAAAAGGAUGGGAGCGUUUUGUCUGCUAAACGGAGAGACAAUGCUGACCUUUAUAUUCCUAUGAAGCCUGUGAUGGUGAAAAGUAAACCGCAGAAAAGCUCACCAAGAGAAGUAGAACAAUGCACACCACGACCUGCUAGUCGGAAAGAGAGACCCCUGUCUGCAACAAGAAAGCACAUUGCUGAAAGUAAAGACCCUGACCAUUCAGCAUAUCAGGUUAUAAAUGCUAUGCAACUGGAGAAUGAGGCUGUGGCAAGAGCAAGUAGCAGACUCGGGUCUUCAUCAUCUUCACAAGAGAAGAAAGAAGGAGUCGUCUCGGAAGCUAUUAAAAGUAUCAACCUUAUGGAGUUAAGCCAGCAGAAGAAAUUGUUGAAGGUUCUCCAGAAUAUUGAUAAGGAACCUGUCCCCAGGAGUGAUCCAAAGGUCUCUUCACCACCAGCAGAGAAAGAUGCUAUAUAUAUCACAGUUGAAAUCCUAUCUAACUGGGGAAAUCCUUAUAGCGUGGGGUUGACUGAGAUUCAGUUUUUCAAUCUGAAGAAUCAGGAAAUCUAUGUUUCCCCUCAUGAUGUGGAUAUAAGAAAUGCAGAUUCUCCUGGAGACCUUCAUUGUUUGGUUAAUGGAAAAUUUCAGACUAUAAAGGAAUGCAACAUGUGGAUGUGCCCGUUCCACCCUCCUGUACAGCUUUACUUUGUUAUAAGAAAUCCUUCUAGGUCAUGUGAUUUUGACAUAUGCAAGAUAAAGAUCUGGAAUUAUAACAAGACGCUCAGUGACCUGGACAUUGGUGCGAAGCAUGUGAAGAUCUAUAAAAAUGAAACUUUGGUAUUUGAUGGUAUUUUAGAGAAAGGUUGUGGUAACCAAGUGUUUGACUAUAGUAACACUAUUGACUUUCUAAACGGGCAGAUGAAGACAGCCACCCCACCUCCUCUCAGCCCUCAAAAAGAUGAAAAGGAUGAACCUGGUGGUAACAACAAUAUGAACAUGUAUGAUCAGAUAGUGUCACAUUCCAGGUUAUGUGGAUUACCUGAGGCUUCUAGCUCAGAAAGUUCUUCGAAACUGAAGGAAUUUCAUUUAGCUGAGGAUUUAAAAAGUAUGGGAUCAAACACAUCUAUAAUAUAUAGAGAACAUGGAAACACUUUAUGGAGAGAAUUGGACUCCUGCAGUGAUGAAAAUUGUUCUGCUAAUGAACUUCGUGAAUUGCCUGUUAACUCUACACAACGUGCAAGUUCAGAAAGCAACACAUCUAUUGAUCUCUCGCAUUCUCCACCAGAUUCUGAUGAACUAACGAUAAAAGAGCAGCUGGAAAAGCUUACCGGCAGAAAGCUUAGUAAUUCAUCUAGUAAAAUCCCACACUGGUUAGAAGCUUCAUCCAACCUUCAACAGAAGAAUUAUGACCAAAGUUCUAAAAAAACACUAUAUAUUUCAAAUAAUUCUAUCACUGCCAGUGACCGAUUCAUUGACGAAUUUCUCAAAAGUCCUAGUAUAGGCUCCAGACAUCUAGGCAGAUAUGACAAUAGGUCAGAUCCUUCAGCAGUAUUAACAAGGAACGUAGAUGAUGAUUUAGAAAGCUUUGGCACAAAGGUUAUUUCGGAUCAAAAACGGCCAAUAAGUGGAAGACGUGAGAUGGGAAAAUCAAAAGAGAGAGAAUUAGAAAGUGAAAAAUUACCAGAUCUGAGCCUUCCAUUGACAAGUAGUCAAGGGAGUGUUAAAACAAGGCCAAGGUGGAACAGUGAUCAAGAGAAUAACUUGAUGGAGUCUUGGACAUCUUUACUAAAAUUUAAUCAGUCGCACCGAGGUCGAAUCUCUAAUAUGAAUUUUGAAGGAGAUAUUUUUGAUGAAUUUUUACAUCAAAAAAUUGGAAAACAAAAUAUUACAGUUAAAAAGGAACAAGUACAUGAAAUGCCUAAAUUGGCUGAUCCCAACACAGUAGAAAACGAUGGAAAUGAUAGAAAUGACUUUGAGAUACCAGUUUUGCCAUAUGGUCAACAUUUGUGUAUCAAAAUUUCUUCUACCUGGGGUGACAGACACUACGUUGGGCUUAAUGGUAUAGAAAUCUUUUCAUCCACAGGCAACCCUGUGCAGAUCGCAAAGAUUGAUGCAGACCCCCCAAACAUAAAUAUCUUACCAACAUAUGGCAAAGACCCUAGAGUCGUAACAAAUCUUAUUGAUGGUGUCAACAAGACUCAGGAUGACAUGCAUGUUUGGCUUGCACCAUUUACUCCUGGAAAGAUACACUUUAUUUACUUAGACUUUGCUUCCCCCUCUAAAGUGGCAAUGAUCAGAAUUUGGAAUUAUAACAAAUCGAGAAUUUAUUCAUUCCGUGGUGUAAAGGACAUUGAAAUUCUUUUAGAUCAUGCCAUCAUUUUUAAAGGAGAAAUUGCCAAGGCGACUGGUACACUUACUGGAUCUGCAGAACAGUUUGGGGACACAAUAUUGUUCACAACUGACGAUGACAUACUGCAGGCGAUGUCUGUUUAUGAUGAAACAUUUGAUGAGGAUUUUGAGAGCACAGAUCUCCAGAUGGAUGAAGAAAUGGUCAAAAUGCGCCCAAGGACAGCAGACAGCGGCGAAGGAGAAAGACCUUAUACACAGGCCGGCUCCAGUGAAAAAUUGCAGGCUUCUGAGCAGAAAACCGAAACAUCUGUUCCUCUAAAUCUCUCUAGUACUAUACCAGGUGUUUACAUUGGAAAAUGUCUUCAAUUAAAUUUUACUAUGACAUGGGGAGACCAGCAUUACCUUGGCCUUACAGGACUAGAAGUUGUGGGAUCCAAUGGGGAAGCAUUACCUCUAAACAUGGACAUUAUGACCGCCUCCCCUCCAGAUCUCAGUGUGCUUCCUGAGUACCAUGAUGACAGCAGAACUUUAGACAAGCUCAUUGAUGGUGUGAACAUCUCCAUUGAGGAUUCUCACAUGUGGCUUAUCCCAUUUACCUGUGGAGAAAAUCACACAAUCACCAUCAAUUUUGAUAAAGCUGAAACUGUUGCAGGACUGAGGUUCUGGAAUUACAAUAAAUCUCCUGAAGACACAUACAGAGGGGCCAAAACUGUCCAUGUAACGCUUGAUGGAUGCCACAUCUCUCCACCUGAAGGAUUUCUGAUCCGGAAGGGCCCUGGCAACUGUCACUUUGAUUUUGCUCAAGAGAUUCUUUUUGUUGACUAUGUUACUGAACAUCUUACUGACAAACAAUCAAGCAAUUUAAAAUGUGCCGAACCUGCUACCAUGGAUUAUGAGGCCCCGUUAAUGCCCUGUGGUUUUAUCUUUCAGUUUCAGCUUCUCACCAGCUGGGGCGAUCCCUAUUACAUUGGUCUGAAUGGUCUUGAGAUGUACAACGAACAUGGAGAGAAAAUCCAGCUGACAGAGAACAAUAUUGCUGCUUUUCCAGAAAGUAUCAAUGUUUUAGAAAAUGUGUCUGGAGAUGUAAGAACACCGGACAAGCUCAUUGACAAUGUGAAUGACACCAGUGAUGGUAGACAUGCAUGGCUCUCCCCUGUUCUCCCUGGCUUGGUUAAUCGAAUCUAUGUUGUUUUUGAUCAACCAACCAAAGUGUCUAUGAUCAAACUAUGGAAUUAUGCAAAAACACCACUAAGAGGUGUAAAGGAGUUUGGUCUCCUUGUGGAUGACCUCCUUGUAUACAAUGGGAUUUUAAACCAAGUCAGCCACAUUUCUCAUGGGAUAUUGCCAACGUGUGAUCCUGUGGUACCAUAUCACACCAUCCUCUUCGCAAAUGACAGGAAAAUUUCAGAUGCAGAAAGAAGGACAGUUUUAAGCAACCACGUAGAAGAUCAAGAUGUCAGAAUGAUGAAUGAUAACAAAGUUGUUGUCAGCUGUAAGAAGAGCCACAAUGCAGAUCCAGCUUUACGUCCAAAGACCUGUAUAACUGACAAACAGAGCGGGAGACCAAGACGAUUCUGAAGACUAACCUUGCCAGGGAACAAUAGCCAUAGUUAUUUAUUUAACAGAGUUUGUAUAAAUAUUUAAUACAUUUUAUCCUCAAAUAUUUUUUUACAUGUAAACAAUAAAUAUCUCACAGAAGCUUUUGGAAUGGUCGUUUGGUUCAUUGCACAAGUUUAGGAGAAGGGUAUGAGAAGGAUGUGACAAACAUUUUCCUGUGUCUUUAUUCUUCUUCCUUAUGUUUUUCUAAUUCGCAUAAAAUCUUUAAGUGUGCCCUAGUUCCGUAAAUCAUCUUAAGUGUGAUGCUCCUUCCUAUAAUCUCCGUGCUUAUGUAGCAGAUGU
Molecule: messenger RNA, 5194 nt
Organism: Hyla sarda
Lineage: Eukaryota; Metazoa; Chordata; Amphibia; Anura; Hylidae
Gene: KATNIP
Product: katanin interacting protein
Exons: 28
Coding region: 152-4873 (1573 amino acids)
Source: RefSeq, a predicted model, not a curated record